AUGAGCGAGGUUUCCUCAACGCGCCUAUAUCUCGGCAAUUUGCCCCGAAAUGUCACCAAACAGGACGUCGAAGAACAUUUCGGCCAACACGGCUCCGGGAAAAUCACGGAUAUAAAACUCAUGAACGGCUUUGGUUUCAUCGAGUAUGAAGAUGCCUUGGAUGCGCGGGAUGUUGUUCCUGCUUUCCAUGGAACCGACUUCAAGGGUUCAAGACUCACCGUUCAAUUCGCCCGUGGCCCACGACAUAAGGAGACAUUCUCAGGACCGUCAGAUCGCUCCACUGCUCCCCGUCCGCGUCGUACCAUUUAUCGUAUGCAAAUUUCUGGACUUCCAGAGACCAGUUGGCAGGACCUCAAAGAUUUUGCGAGACAAUCUGGACUUGACGUCGUCUACUCGGAAACAUCACGCGACCAUGAAGGCAGAGGCUUUGUCGAAUUCGAAACUGGCGCAGACUUAAAAACUGCUGUCGAUAAACUAGAUGGACGUGAAUUCAAAGGUGCUCGUGUGACCUGUACCCAGGACAUUCAAAACGCUGACGAUCGCCCUCCCCGCGACCCGUAUCGUUCCCGGUCUCCCAUGCGCCGCGGACCGCCGCCGGAUGAUUAUGAGAGGCGUGGUGGGCAUCCACGUGGGUACAGCCCUCGAGGACACUACCGCGAGCGUUCUCCUCCCCCUAUUCGCCGCGAAUAUUAUGACCGUGAAGGUUAUGGCCGCCGUUCUCCCCCUCCCCGCACUCGGAUAGAUGACUAUCCGCCACCCCGUCGACCUUAUGAUGACCCGUAUGAUUUCCGCCCUCCACCUCGCCAUUAUGACGACCCAUAUAACCAGGGUAGAUAUGGACGUCGCCCGAUGAGCCCUCCGCCCAGAGGCGAUUAUGGAGGCUAUGAUCGUCGUGGUUACUGGUAG
Ophidiomyces ophidiicola is the source of this 906-nucleotide messenger RNA. RefSeq lists its product as uncharacterized. The record is from RefSeq and is a predicted model, not a curated record. Gene Ontology annotation, cellular component: nucleus; ribonucleoprotein complex; cytoplasm. Bases 1 to 906 code for a protein of 301 amino acids. Gene Ontology annotation, molecular function: mRNA binding. The transcript has 7 exons. NCBI's taxonomy places the organism in Eukaryota, Fungi, Ascomycota, Eurotiomycetes, Onygenales, Onygenaceae.